Messenger RNA from Psilocybe cubensis, 1038 nucleotides. RefSeq lists its product as uncharacterized. Lineage: Eukaryota; Fungi; Basidiomycota; Agaricomycetes; Agaricales; Agrocybaceae. The coding region runs from base 1 to 1038 and encodes 345 amino acids. The transcript has a single exon. The record is from RefSeq and is a predicted model, not a curated record.
AUGCCAUCCAUCGUCGACCUCAACCUUCCAAAAUUAUUAGUGCGCAAAAAAGCAGCAGAGUGCUCAGAAGAUUCAUCCAGUAAAGAGCUGUUGCUCGAAUCAGAACAGCGGGAUGCUGAACGUGAUGAAUCAAAACCCUUUUUCCAGGAUACACAUUCAUCGGCUUCCUUGCUCAACACAUUCUGUGUGCUGGUCUGUAUUGCCUGUGCAACACUCAGCUGGUACAACUCCUUCUCCCACCCCCUUUCCGUCCAGAAUGCACCUUUUCCUACCGAUAAUUAUCGAACGGUGCACAGGAGCAAGUACAACAGCCUGCGUCGUCCCUCGCCCUUCAUAGGAUUUGACUAUCUUCCGAGAUCUAAGCCUGCUAAACCUCGACGUCUAGUCAACUUUCCAGUUUCAAUAUCCCUUGUCAAUGCUUCUAACGUCGACCAAGUAUUCAGCGACGACCCAGGGUCAGAAUGGACAGAGACUGGACUCAUUUCGCGGGAGGACAGAACCGUAAUGAUUAGCCCCUCUGUAAGCACCUUCCAUGUCGGUUCCAUGGACCAAAUUACUUACAUAAUUCGAUUGAAGGUUAGUACGAUCGUCCAGUUUAGGGCGGUAGACUACGGCAUGGAGCGUUGUAUACUCACCAUUCGGAUGUCAUCCGCGACUACGGAUGUCCUCGAUGUCCCUAGGGGUGUUUCAAUCCAUCGGUUAGAUGCAUCUCAUGGCCCUCUUGAUUUGAAAAAAUUGUCGUAUUCCAACCGUCCCACUCGAAUCUCUACCAUGGGCGCCUUGCAAGUAUCUCCCGGUACUCUCUCGGACUGGCAAACGGAGUUCCAUUGUAUGUGGGAUACUCUACACAUUUUCGAGUUUGGGUACACGGGCCAAGCGAUUGAUGAAUAUCGUGACAAUAGUACCUUUACCAUCCAAUGGUCGCAGAAUAAGGAGGAGGAAGAUCCUGAUACUGGUACGUCAUCUACGAUGUAUUCAUAUUGUUCUUGUACCGAUAUCCUACUAGCAAUAUUUUUGGUGCAACGGGAAUCGAUUUGA